Molecule: messenger RNA, 1065 nt
Organism: Pocillopora verrucosa
Lineage: Eukaryota; Metazoa; Cnidaria; Anthozoa; Scleractinia; Pocilloporidae
Product: adenosine receptor A2b-like
Biological process (GO): G protein-coupled receptor signaling pathway
Cellular component (GO): plasma membrane
Molecular function (GO): G protein-coupled receptor activity
Source: RefSeq, a predicted model, not a curated record
AUGGACGGUAGGAGGACGCGGAACACGUUACCCAAAGAAGGCAAAACCUGUGAUGCGCCAGAGCCCAUCUCGAACACAAUAUUUUUAACUCUUACUGUAUCUGCUGCACUAUCAGCCAUAGUGGGGAACAUACUCAUCUGUAUGGCUAUGUAUAAAACCAAAACCCUAAGAACACCCGCCAACUAUCUUCUUGUCAGCCUCUCUGUAGCAAGCCUUUUGUUUGUUCCCGUGUUGGGGGGUUACUCCUUUUCUUUCACCAUCAAAGAAUGCGAUCCGAGGGCUAAAACCUUGUGCACGUGGUCUUCGAAAAUGGAUUGGAUUUUAUUCUGUGUUGUUAUGCUUCACUUGCUGUUCAUAUCGUUGGAUCGAUUGUUAGCCAUAAAACAACCCAUGAGAUACCCUGUCUUGGUGACUAAAAAACGUUCGCUCGCUACAAUUACUGCCCUGUGGGUCGUGGGCAUCUUAGAAGGCGUAACACCGAACCUGAUCAAAGAAAUUAUAGGAAAGGAAGGCCACGCACUUUUGGAGCUAGCGUAUGGUUGCCCCCGAAGCAGCCUUAUUCCACGGGAAGCUCGCAUACAACCCAUAAUGCCUCAUUACCUUACUCUCUUGGCAAUAGUUAUCUUGGUGCCCAGCGGUAUCAUGCUAGUUUCACAUGCGUGGAUUUUCAUGAUCUCCUUUAGACAGUACAGACGAAUAAGAACACUAGAGGACGCUUUCUCGCGAAGGCAUGUCACUGAAUUGCGCGCCGCCAAGACCGUAGCUGUCAUCGUGUUUUCAGCGUUGGCUUGUUUCGUACCUGUCCUCGCUGUGACUCUCAUCACAACAUUUGAGCCGCCCAGCGGUAACUCACUGAACGCUGGUGAAAGGAUUGUUAAGUUCAGACUCUUUCCAAGUCUAAAAAUUCUGUACUUAUUAGCAAUAAGUUUGAACCCGUUAAUUUACGCUUUAAAAAGUGAGCCUUUCAGGCAAGCAAUCAAGAGGACAAUUCGACCAUGUUGUGCAAUCUGUCGCCCAAACCCUCCAGGGAACAAGUUCAAUAAAGAGCUUGCUGUUCGAAAUUAG